AGUGACACACCAUUUCCGGUGUCGCCACCUUCUUUGUCUCCGGUACAACGUUUCGAUAUCAGGGCAUCUGGCUCGUUUUGUCCCCCCUUAUUUAGUUGUGAGGAUAUAUUUACACAUAUAUCCUUAAUUUUUCGAUAUUGAAUGACAGUCGACUCUGAAAUAUUUAUGCCUAAAAGUAAAGCGCCAAAAAUGGAUGACCUGGACUACAUCCCAGUAGACCUGAGCCCAGAGGAGCGCUCUGAGCUGGAGGACAUCCGCAGAAGGAAGGGCGUCCUGCUCCAAGAGAUCCAGAGGCUGAGAGAGGAAUUGAGAGAAGCCAUCUUGGAGGUGGAGGGACUGGAGACCAGCACAGAGGGCAGUAAAACUCUACAGAAAAGUCGACAUGUGGCAAUGGGAAGGAAGAAAUUCAACAUGGACCCCAAAAAGGGGAUCGUGUUUCUGGUGGAGAACGAGCUGCUGAGACACACUCAAGAGGACAUUGCUCAGUUUUUGUACAAAGGAGAGGGACUCAACAAAACGGCUAUAGGAGAUUAUCUGGGAGAAAGGGAUGACUUCAACAUCAAAGUUCUCCAGGCUUUUGUCGACCUCCAUGAGUUCACUGAUCUCAACCUUGUCCAGGCCCUCAGACAGUUCCUGUGGAGUUUCCGUUUGCCCGGUGAAGCCCAAAAGAUCGACAGAAUGAUGGAAGCCUUUGCUCAGAGAUACUGCCACUGCAACCCCGGCGUCUUCCAGAGCACUGACACAUGUUACGUGCUGUCAUUCGCCAUCAUCAUGCUGAACACGAGCCUUCAUAAUCCCAACGUGAGGGACAAACCUGGACUCGAUCGCUUCAUCUCAAUGAACCGAGGCAUCAAUGAGGGAGGAGACCUGCCAGAGGAGCUGCUCAGAAAUCUCUACGAAAGUAUUAAAAAUGAGCCCUUCAAGAUCCCCGAGGAUGACGGCAACGACCUGACACACACCUUCUUCAACCCGGACAGAGAGGGCUGGCUCCUUAAACUGGGGGGGCGGGUGAAAACCUGGAAACGGCGAUGGUUUAUUCUUACAGACAAUUGUCUCUACUACUUUGAAUACACCACAGAUAAGGAGCCACGAGGUAUAAUUCCUUUGGAAAACCUAAGCAUCCGUGAGGUUGAAGAUCCGAGGAAGCCAAACUGCUUUGAGUUAUAUAUCCCCAACAACCGUGGUCAGCUGAUUAAGGCGUGUAAGACGGAGGCUGAUGGGAGAGUAGUUGAAGGGAACCACAUGGUGUACCGUAUCUCCGCCCCGACACCCGAGGAGAAGGACGAAUGGAUCCAUAGCAUCAAAUCUGCCGUCAGCGUGGAUCCCUUCUACGAAAUGCUUGCAGCAAGGAAGAAACGUAUAUCACUGAAGAAGAAGGAGGAACAACCGUAAAUGAUUGCAUUCAUUCUCUCCCUGUCUUCCUCUGUCCUUUACACCUCUCUUUCCAACAUGGGACUGCUCUUGUGUUACUCCACCUUCCUCGUCUCCAGACACAUCCAGAGUGAAGAGCUCACCCUCUUGUUACCUUGGUUCUUACACUACUACUGUUAUAUUCAAUUUGACACUACAGCCACAACACGCCUGUCCUGUCCUCUCACCACGUAUUUCCUUCAGCAUUUAAUUGCACUGUGAAACGUGUCGUAGACCAUAUUCACAAUAAUGCAAAUCAUUGAACGAAUACAGUUUUCCUAAUUUAUUAACACUUGGCCACCAAUUCAAAUCCACUCACUAAAUGGCGACACAUUUGCAAACAUUGGGAACAAGGAGGAGUGAAAAAUGUAUGUGAUUGUUUUCGAUCAGUUCUUAAGAAUCUUGUGUUGGUGGUGCACUUUACUCUCCACGGUUACUUUAGAAAUAAUAUUUUUUUUGCUUGUGCAUGCCUGAUCGAAGACAUCCUGUAUUAGUCUGUUUUAUUAGAUUUUCAGCAUGCUUAACACAAUCUCUGAAUCUAGUCUAACAAUUCUAACGUGGAUCAAAAACAGGUCUGUGAGAUUUAACUGCAUCAGUGUGAAUAUGGUCUCAUUCAGGGAAGAAAGCAGCUUCAGUUCUCGUGAAUUCUUCUUUCAGACUGACGAGGCUGCCUAAAUAAGUCAUUGCCUCUCGAUUGUCCUUACCCCCAGACAAAAUGUGAAUUCACUAUUCAAACACACUACAGCCAGUUAUAUCUGAUCAAAAGAUUUUAGGUCGCUGACAUAUGUCCUUUACUCAACAGCUUUAAAUACACGUUCCUACUGUCCACUCUUAUAUCCGCUCUUAUAUACUGUAACCAUUAUGUGAGGUCAAUGUCUCAAUGAUUUAUAUCGCCAGGCUGCUGGUCUCGUCUUCAAACAAAAACAAAAUACUUUACUAUUUAAGGACCAGAGUGUAGGAUUGGGGGGGGGGUAUAUGGUAGAAAUUGAAUAUAAUAUUCAUGAAUAUGUUUUAAUUUGUGAAUAAUCACCUGACACUAAGAAUGGUUUUGUUUUCAUUAACUCAGAACCAGUCCUUUACAUCUACAUAGAUGGCCGGUCCUUUUCCACAGCCAUGUUGCUCGGUCAUGUUUCUACAGUACAUACAAACCAAACACUGGCUCUGGAAACCCGAUGGCCACUGUAGAUUCUCCUACAAGCUUGCAAUGGGACGGGUGACGGGUGAGGGGAGGGGUAUUAAAAAUCACUAGAUGCCACUAUGUCCCACACACUGGUCUUUUAAUGGAGGCAAACACGAGCAGUUUCUCUCCUUGCAGACAGCUGCUUUCAGCUCACAGAGACGACGUCAAUGUUUCUUAACGUGUUUGAGCAAUAGUGAAGAAGAAAACCAGCCCGGAAGCGUCGGUACGAUUCCUUUAUCACACUAUACUGAGCAAUGAUCAUCGUGUCCUCUCGGAUGUAACGUAACAGCAUGCCAUAAAUCAUUUUCUGCUUGCUCAACACUCCAAGACAAACACUGACAUAUCUCCCACUAGUAUUAACCAUUAACCUCUUAACUGUCCGCUAUGUUGAGUUUCAUAAAUCACAAAGGCAGCUCAUUACCGUGUAUACUUUUUGUAAAUAGACGUUAGCAUAUUUGUUAACGAUACACAUAGAAAGGAUUUAAUUUAUGCUUUAUCUUUUGUUAAAAUCAGAUUUUUGUACGAGCUACUGUAGACAUGCAUGUUGAUAAGUUGAGGCUUCGGUUGUAGUUGCCGAUGCGUCGCUGAUCAUGCUAGUUGACUGAUUUGAACAGUGUUAGUGUUCCCUGUUGACUUGGAAAAACUGCAUUUAAUUGCGAAGCUGAUUUAGGCGUCGAGUAAAUUUUCAUUAUUAUAGUUUCUUUAGAAAAGACAAAGAUAAUUAAGAAAUUAUUUGUAGUCCGAUUGAAGUGAUUUCGACUUGGUAAAGCACAAGCAGCAAUCAGUCUGUUGAACUAAUGUCUUCAUUUCAUUGGCUGCCCAGUGUCCUGCAAUUUUCCAUCGCACUACAGUGAUAAAAAUUAGAAGACAAAACAAGGAACACUAAUAAAUAUUUGGUUCAUUGCAUAAUAGUAAAAAUAUUCAGAUGUAAUGAAUCAGUAACAAGUUUAGAUUCGUGUCCAGUGAUAGAUUUGCUUGACUUCCGGUUCAUAAACUGUUAUUCCUAGUAGUUUAUUGAAGUUUGGCAUUUUUAGAUGGUAGUAAAAAUUAUCUUGUACUGCACUUUAUCAAUUUUAGCAUUUUGAAGAAAAUGCUGUUACUUUGACCGACGAUACAUCUCCAGUGCUCUGUAGCGCCCUCUACUGGAGGCCACACAGAGACACACACACACUGCAAUAUGCUGUUGGACAAACCAUGAACUGUGUAGAAAUAUCUGACACCAUCUGAUGGUCACUUCCAGCUGCAGCAGCUUCUGACCAACACUGACUGUAUUUGCUCGUCUGAUAGCGACGGUGCUGCACGAAGCUGAACGGGGUCUUUUUUCUGUGAUCAAACAUGUAGACCUUGUUUUAAAGACGGUGAUUGGUCCUUCCAGCAGAGACCGAUGAUUGCCUUUUACACUGCCUCUUCAUCAAACUGACAAGAGGCCUAAUUUUAUAACCAUGUUUGUAUUCACCUCAUGGACUGUGUGCAGGCCUCCACUUUCUUGGUAUUCUUGACGUGCAAAGUUGCCAAAAACCAAUUACUGUUGGGAAACUGUUGGAGAUGUUUCCAUUACAAUAAAAGAAUGAACACUGAAAUGAUCCAAGCAACACUGCUCCUCUGCUUCUGAUUCCUUUGACCCCCCCCCCAAGUCACCUUUUUGAGAAACCACCUUUAUUUUGUAUUUAUUUAUUUUUAUUUACUGUGAGGUGAAGAUGGAUAUAUCAUCUGUAAAUGUAGCAAAAGGAAAACCACGAUACAUUGGUGCCAGUAAACUACUGUGUAACAAUAAAACGGUGAACAGUGA
Messenger RNA from Scophthalmus maximus (turbot), 4379 nucleotides. RefSeq names its product cytohesin 2 (gene cyth2). Gene Ontology annotation, molecular function: guanyl-nucleotide exchange factor activity. Bases 142 to 1392 code for a protein of 416 amino acids. Gene Ontology annotation, biological process: regulation of ARF protein signal transduction. The record is from RefSeq and is a predicted model, not a curated record. Lineage: Eukaryota; Metazoa; Chordata; Actinopteri; Pleuronectiformes; Scophthalmidae. The transcript is spliced from 12 exons.